AUGGUCGGCUUUCCGAACGCCACCACCUGUGCUCUCCUCCACCUCGUCAUCUUCUUCUACCUUGCUACCCCUGCCAUCUCCUUGUCCUUCAACUACUCCACGUUCAGCAAAGCAGACCAGAAGGACAUCAAGAUCGAAGGCGACGCAUCCUUCAACGGCGACACAUCCACCGGAGAUAUCGACAUGAGCGCAAACAUGUACGGUAGCAUCUGCCGGGCGUCGUACAACGCCCAGCCGGUGCAGCUCUGGGACAAGGCGACCGGCCAAGUGGCCAGCUUCACCACGCGGUUCGAGUUCCUCAUGUACGCCUCCAACAACGGCAAGGUGGGCAUGGCCUUUUUCCUCGCUGGCUACCCGUCUAGCCUGCCGGCCGACUCUCCUGACUACAACCUCGGCCUCACUAACCAAAGCGCGGACGCCGUGGCAUCCGGCGAUAGCCAGUUCGUGGCAGUGGAGUUUGACACCUUCAACAAUGGCAAUACAAUAGUAUCCGACCCCUACGACCACAUCGGCAUCGACGUCAACUCCCUCAGAUCGGUGAGCACACUGCCCCUGCCAAGCUUCACCCUCACGAACGCGCCCAUGACCGCUGCGAUCGAGUACGAUAAUGCUUCCAGCAUCUUAGCGGUGACGUUAUGGGUCGUGGAUGGCCUCAGCAAUUACCGACAGAGUUACAGCCUUAGCUCUAAGGUUGACCUCAAGAGCGCACUACCGGAGCAGGUCUCCAUUGGUUUCUCCGCAUCCACAUCCAACGUCAACCCAUUGCAGUCUGCAUUUAUGAGUAUAGUGCUACAGUCUUGGUACUUCAACUCUUCGCUGGAACCACGGUCAGCACCACCACCACACUCCCCGGCAGGGCCAGGUUCUGUAGUUAUAGCUGGAGCAGUUGUCGGCGCGACAAUGUUCCUUGUGUUGCUCUUCGCAGCUGCAGUGGCUCUUGUAGUGCGCCGCCGUCGUCGUCGUCAGGAAGUCAUGGAGGCGGAGGAGUACUACACAGACUCACAAGGCGAAAGCGAGCCCAUGACGGAGAUCGAGAUGGGGACGGCGCCAAGGCGGUUCCCAUACCACGAGCUCGUGGAAGCGACGAGGAACUUCGCCGCGGAGGAGAAGCUUGGGCAAGGUGGCUUUGGCACCGUGUACCAAGGCUAUUUGAGAGAGCCAGCUGGGCUUGCCGUGGCCAUAAAAAGGUUGCAAUCUUCCAUACAAGGAAAGAAGGAGUACAAAUCCGAAAUCAAGGUGAUAAGCAGGCUGCGUCACCGGAACCUCGUGCGGCUCAUCGGCUGGUGCCAUGGCCAUGAUCAGGCGCUCCUACUGGUCUACGAGCUCAUGCCCAACCGUAGACUCGACAUCCAUCUCCAUGGCAAGAAGGGCACCUUCCUCACAUGGGAAAUGAGGAUGAAGAUAUUGCUGGAGCUUGGGUCUGCGCUGCUCUACCUCCACGAGGAGUGGGAGCAAUGCGUGCUUCACCGGGACAUCAAGCCCAGCAACGUCAUGCUUGACGAGUCCUUUGGAGCCAAGCUAGGCGACUUCGGACUCGCAAGGCUCGUUGACCAUGCCGCUGGGAUGCAGACCAUGACUGCAAUCUCGGGAACUCCAGGCUACUUGGACCCCGAUUGCGUGAACACCGGCAAGGCCAGCGCCGAGUCCGACGUGUACAGCUUCGGUGUGGUUCUACUGGAGGUGGCAUGCGGCAGGAGGCCGAUGAGCAUAACCGCCGCCGACCAGGACAAGCAGAAGAGCGGCGGAGUCUUCCGUUUAGUCGAGUGGGCUUGGGGACUUUAUGGCCAGGGAAUGAUCCUUGAGGCCGCCGAUGAGCGCCUGAACGGGGACUACAACGCGGCGGAGGUGGAGAGGGUGAUGGUCGUCGGGUUGUGGUGCGCGCACCCAAACCCAAGCGUGCGGCCGUCCAUCCGGACAGCCAUGGCCACGCUCCAGCCCAAGGUCGACCAAGCCUACCAGCUGCCCGUGCUUCCUUCCAAGAUGCCAGUGCCCAUGUAUGAGCCGGCGCCGCCGCUCGCCUGGGCCAAUGUCGUUGGGAUGUCAUCAUCGUCCACGUCGUCCAGCAUGCCGAUGCACACUUCUUGUACCACAACCUCCGACGCUAGCACUUCGACGAACAGUUCGAAGACCUCUUCUUCACUACUCAAACAUCAGUAGCAGUAGUAAUUUAUGGUGUGCGUUUCAUAUGUUCCCGGAGUGUUGAUGUAAUGACUAAUGAUGCCAGGAUGGGACUGGCAGCUGGAAUGGUUAUCAGUAUG
Messenger RNA from Triticum aestivum (bread wheat), 2258 nucleotides. Its product is annotated as L-type lectin-domain containing receptor kinase IX.1. The record is from RefSeq and is a predicted model, not a curated record. The coding region runs from base 1 to 2157 and encodes 718 amino acids. Gene Ontology annotation, molecular function: carbohydrate binding; protein kinase activity; ATP binding. Lineage: Eukaryota; Viridiplantae; Streptophyta; Magnoliopsida; Poales; Poaceae. The transcript has 2 exons. Gene Ontology annotation, biological process: protein phosphorylation.